AUGCCGGGGCCCGGCUUUAUACCAAACCGGAGAGCCUUCGUAUGGAGGUAUUUCGAAGACCUUGAAACUCCGUCGCGAGACCGUUGCAAGUGCAAGCUGUGCCGCAAAGAAGUGACGUGCAAGAAUGGUGGGACAACUAACCCCAAAGAUCACCUGCGAGUGUGGCACGCUGUUGAGUAUGCAGAAGUUCAGAAGAAUGACCGGCAGAAGAAACUGGAUAGCUUAGGCUUACCCGCGAGUAAUCAAGAUCAAGACGACUCUGAUCCUGAUGCCGAUUUUAGUGUUACGUCGCCCGGUUCUAGCAACACUACCGAGAGGCCAGAGUCGGCCGCCUCCGACCGGUCCAGUUCCACUCUUAGUCUCAGAAGUCCAACACCGGAGCAAACACCAUCAAAAUCAGCACAAAAAACUUUGGUUCAGCCUAAGCUUGACUCUUUCACACCACUUUCAAAGAAACAGAAGGAAAAGUGUGACAUGGCAGUCACACAUUACAUUGUUUCUUGCAUGCGACCGCUCAGCACGGUGGACAAGCCUGGCUUUCGACUGCUCGUCCGUUCACUCAACCCACGCUACGAGCCACCCUCCCGCCGCACUCUCACUGCCCAGCAUCUGCCCAAAAUGUACGAGGAGACAAAGAAGACCGUCAAGGCGUUGCUGGAUGCAUCGGACUACCGCGCCUUCACCACGGACGCCUGGACGUCGGAGGCCCAUGACGGGUACUUGUCCCUCACGGCGCAUUUCCUCGACGCCGAGUGGGCCCUGAUCGACGUGACCUUGAACUGCCGGCUGAUGACAGAGGACCACACGGGUGAUUAUAUUGGUAGGCUCCUCAAAGGCAUGCUAGAGGAAUGGAACAUUGAACUGAGCACGGUGUCAGCAUUCACAACUGACAAUGGUGAAGAUAUGCGAGUCGGCGUCGAGCGGGCCGGAGUUACACGACAUGUGCGAUGUUUCGCACAUACCGUGAACAACGGUAUCACAACGUUUGUUGCUAACUGCAAAGUUUUGAGGCAAGCCAUUCGUAAGACACAUGAGGUGCGCAACUGGUUUGCAUCGGACAAAGUGUGGCGGCACUACGUGGAGUAUGUGAAGGAGACGUAUAAUGAAACACCAAACAGAAUCCCUUCACCGUGCAAAACCCGGUGGUGGAAUCCCUUCACCGUGCAAAACCCGGUGGUGGGUUGA
This is a messenger RNA of Frankliniella occidentalis (western flower thrips), 1185 nucleotides long. Its product is annotated as E3 SUMO-protein ligase ZBED1-like. The transcript is spliced from 3 exons. NCBI's taxonomy places the organism in Eukaryota, Metazoa, Arthropoda, Insecta, Thysanoptera, Thripidae. The record is from RefSeq and is a predicted model, not a curated record. Bases 1 to 1185 code for a protein of 394 amino acids. Gene Ontology annotation, molecular function: DNA binding.